Molecule: messenger RNA, 6728 nt
Organism: Dromiciops gliroides (monito del monte)
Lineage: Eukaryota; Metazoa; Chordata; Mammalia; Microbiotheria; Microbiotheriidae
Gene: AGAP1
Product: ArfGAP with GTPase domain, ankyrin repeat and PH domain 1
Exons: 20
Coding region: 124-3984 (1286 amino acids)
Cellular component (GO): nucleus
Molecular function (GO): GTPase activator activity; GTP binding; protein binding
Source: RefSeq, a predicted model, not a curated record
GGCAGGAUUCCGAGGACGUGGGCAUCUCCUCCCGCAGCCCCCUCCCCGACAGAGAACCGGCUACCCGGGCCGGGAUGCUCGCCCGGGAGCAGGCUGCCUGAGCCGGAGGCCCCGGGAGCCGGCAUGUACCUGCUGGACGGCGGCGGCGGCAGCAGCAGUAGUCCCGAGCCGGGCCCGGCCACCAUGCAGCGGGGGACGCCCCAGAGGAAGACCGUCUACCGCAUCUCUGUGACCAUGGUGAAGCAGGAGCUGCUGCAGCCGCCGUCGCCACCCCCGGGGACCACGGGCGACGCGGUGGACACUCGGGGGCCCGGUGCUCCCAGGCAACGGCGGCGGCGGCGGCUGCCCACGGCCACGGCCAGUCUGCCCCGGGGCGGCCUGCUGAUGGAGGAGGCCGGGGAGUACCUGGCGGAGGAGGACCAGGAGGACGACGACGGUCCGGAAGACCCGGCGGGAGACGACCGCGUCCCCAGCCCCCGCAGCUUUCGGACCCGCAGCACGGGCCACUUGGAGCUGGGCCGCCUCAAGGUGCCCAGUCGGCCGGAGCCCGUCCAGCAAGGGCCUUUGGCGGGGAGAACGGCCGAAGCCGCGGCGGCUAAGCCGUCGGGCUGCAGGCUUGGGAGCCCCUCGGGGGGCGACGGCGGCGAGCCGGAGGAGGAGGACGCAGACGAGGAGAAGCAGCUGGCCCUUGGCGGCCCGAGAUUUGUAGGAGACCCCGGGGCCGAGAGCCCCAGGAGUGUUAGCCCUCUCCCCGCGGCCGGGGCGGCACUGAGCAGCCCCGAGGAAGCCCCCGGCUCGGAGGUGGAGGAGCAGGGCUCCGGAGACCCCCGUGCCGAAGGGCCUCCCCAGCGGCUCCUCCGGAGGAGCCUCAGCUUCCGCCACUGGCCGGGCGGGGAGGUGCUGCAGCUGCGGGCCCUCUCCCGGGACAAGCACCACCGCAGCUCCGGCUGCCUGCACCAGCAGCCCGAAGGGGAGCCCCUCUGGGCCACAGCAGAUCCCGGGGACGCCCCGGACGUAGAUGGGGCGGCGAUGGGCCCCUGUGCCCCGGCGGAGCCCCUUCCCCAGCCGCAGCCCCAGCCCCAGCCGUCGGAGAAGCGCAACACCCUGGACGUGGGCGAGGUGCUCAGCAAGGUGGACCCGCUGGCGCUGUCGGAGCUGGAGCGCUGGGAGCGCAGCAAGAGCAAGAACCGCACGUUGGAUAACAGCGACCUGCAGCGGCUGGAGCGGGCCCAGGCCCAGGCCGCCGGGGGCCGGGGCCUCUUCCCCGGGGCCGCCCUGGGACCUCCCGAGCACCGGCUGCUGCGCUUCUUCAGCGGCAUCUUCGCCAGGAAGGACGGCACCUCGACCCCGUUCGCCAGCCCCGAUGGCAGGUCCCCCCGAGGCAGCUUCGCCCGCUCUCGCGGCUAUUUCAGCAGCCUCAAGAGGGUCGCCCUGGACAUGCAAUCCAGCAGUGAGAGCAUCGGCGGAUCCCCGCAGAAAGAUGCGUUUGUGAAUAGCCAAGAAUGGACAUUAAGUCGAUCCGUGCCAGAGCUGAAAGUGGGAAUUGUGGGUAAUUUGGCUAGUGGCAAGUCUGCCCUGGUCCACCGGUAUCUGACUGGCACCUAUGUUCAGGAAGAAUCACCUGAAGAUGUGGAUGCAGGUGGGAGAUUCAAGAAGGAGAUAGUUGUGGAUGGACAGAGCUAUCUGCUGCUGAUUAGAGAUGAAGGGGGCCCUCCAGAAGCACAGUUUGCCAUGUGGGUGGAUGCUGUUAUAUUUGUCUUCAGCUUGGAGGAUGAGAUCAGCUUCCAGACAGUUUACCAUUACUACAGUCGAAUGGCCAACUAUCGGAACACGAACGAGAUCCCCAUGGUACUGGUGGGAACCCAGGAUGCGAUAAGCUCCAACAACCCACGUGUCAUCGACGAUGCUCGAGCCCGGAAACUGUCAAAUGACCUGAAGAGAUGCACGUACUACGAGACAUGCGCGACCUACGGCCUGAACGUGGAGCGCGUGUUCCAAGAUGUUGCUCAGAAGAUUGUUGCCACCAGGAAGAAGCAGCAACUUUCCAUAGGACCCUGCAAGUCAUUACCAAACUCCCCCAGCCACUCCUCUGUGUGCUCCGCCCAGGUCUCUGCCGUGCAUAUCAGUCAGACGAGCAAUGGAGGAGGGAGCUUGAGUGACUAUUCGUCCUCCGUCCCGUCCACUCCAAGCACCAGCCAGAAAGAGCUACGCAUUGAUGUCCCUCCUUCUGCCAACACUCCGACUCCCGUCCGCAAGCAGUCCAAGCGGCGAUCCAACCUGUUCACAUCUCGGAAAGGGAGCGACCCAGACAAAGAGAAAAAAAGCCUGGAGAGUCGAGCGGACAGCAUUGGAAGCGGCCGUGCAAUUCCAAUUAAGCAGGGCAUGCUAUUAAAACGAAGCGGCAAAUCAUUGAAUAAAGAAUGGAAGAAGAAAUACGUCACCCUGUGUGACAACGGUGUCCUGACCUAUCACCCAAGUUUACACGAUUACAUGCAGAAUGUCCAUGGGAAGGAAAUCGAUCUUCUGAGAACCACUGUGAAAGUCCCAGGGAAGAGGCCCCCCCGGGCCACGUCGGCCUGCGCCCCUAUCUCCAGUCCCAAGACCAAUGGCCUCGCCAAGGACAUGAGCAGUUUGCACAUUUCGCCAAAUUCAGGGAAUGUUACUGCCAGUGCGUCUGUGUCUCAGAUGGCAAGUGGCAUCAGCUUAGUGUCCUUCAACACGCGCCCCGAUGGGAUGCACCAACGCUCCUACUCCGUCUCCAGCGCUGACCAGUGGAGUGAAGCCACAGUCAUUGCCAACUCGGGCGUCAGCAGCGAUACAGGUUUGGGCGAUUCAGUUUGUUCAAGCCCCAGCAUAUCCAGCACCACAAGCCCCAAACUCGAUCCUCCGCCUUCCCCCCACGCCAACAGGAAAAAACACAGACGGAAGAAAAGUACCAGCAAUUUCAAGGCAGACGGGCUCUCGGGCACGGCUGAAGCCAAACGCAAAGCGUGGAAACUAAACCGUGUUGGUAGCCUGCGAAAUAUAUACAGCAGCAGCAGCACCAACACCGAAGAACAAGAAGAAAACUUUGAGUUUAUCAUUGUGUCCCUCACCGGCCAGACAUGGCACUUUGAAGCCGCCACAUAUGAAGAGCGGGACGCGUGGGUCCACGCCAUCGAGAGUCAGAUCCUGGCCAGUUUACAGUCUUGUGAGAGCAGCAAGAACAAGUCCCGCCUGACGAGCCAGAACGAGGCGAUGGCCCUGCAGUCGAUACGGAACAUCCGAGGGAAUUCACAGUGUGUGGACUGUGAGGCUCAAAACCCAAACUGGGCCAGCCUGAACUUGGGUGCUCUCAUGUGCAUCGAAUGCUCAGGGAUACACCGGAAUCUCGGCACGCACCUUUCCCGUGUCCGGUCGCUAGACCUCGAUGACUGGCCCAUUGAACUCAUCAAGGUCAUGUCCUCCAUUGGGAACGAGCUGGCCAACAGUGUCUGGGAAGAGAGCUGCCAAGGACACAUGAAGCCCUCGCUGGACUCCACCAGGGAAGAAAAGGAACGGUGGAUACGAGCUAAGUACGAGCAAAAGCUCUUCCUGGCUCCUCUCCCAUGCAUGGAGCUCUCUCUGGGCCAGCACCUGCUGAGGGCCACGGCAGAUGAGGACCUGCGGACUGUCAUCCUGCUCCUGGCCCAUGGGUCCCGGGAAGAAGUCAAUGAGACCUGCGGGGAGGGGGACGGACGCACAGCUCUCCACCUGGCCUGUCGGAAGGGGAACGUGGUUCUGGCACAACUCUUGAUCUGGUAUGGUGUGGAUGUCAUGGCUCGAGAUGCCCAUGGAAACACGGCUCUGGCGUAUGCCCGGCAAGCCCCGAGCCAAGAGUGCAUUGACAUUCUCCUGCAGUACGGCUGUCCUGACGAGCGCUUUGUCCUCAUGGCUACCCCCAACCUGUCCCGGAAAAACAACAAUCGGAACAACAGCAGCGGCCGGAUGCCCACCAUCCUCUGAGUUGUGAGUGCGGCUCUGUCGGCACCCCAAGAGCAGCAGCCCUCGUUGUACCCUUUCUCCUCCAAAUUACAACCUGUGAGUGUCGUGAGGUCCCACCUCCCACCUUCCCCAGGGAUGGCGGCCUUCCUCCCUGACCACCUGGCCUCCAUCCUAGCCCAGCCCACCCCCCUAAAAAAUCAGAAAUCUGGACAAACACGAGGAGAAGGAAAGAGGACCACAGAAUGAACGAUCCUCCUUAAAGAUCUUAAUGAUGAACAUAGAAAGAGGGAGGAAGAAACCCAGCGUGGCCCUGGUCCUUUGAUCAUGCUUAACACUCGGCAUGGGACCGACCAUUUUACGGGUUGUCCGCAGACUGUCUCGGCAAGUGAUGGGGGGGAGGGAGGAAGAGGAGGCAGAAGGAAGAAGGAACGGUAACUUUCCUUAGCUGCCAGUUAAGCACAUCAGUACUUUUCCCCGCUCCCAAACAGAACCCCUGGAUUUCAUUCUCUUUGCCGAGGAGCUUGACGACAUAAAUCAGAAGCAAGCACAGAGUUUGUCAGGUUGGAAGCCCCUAUGAUGGUGUGUGUCAAAUCAGUUGUAGCUAAUCUGUCCAGGGAGAAUACUGGCUUCAUUACACUUGUAUAGUUGAGCUCUUCCAGCAUUACCGCUGUUUAAUAGGACAUGAUUAGUCAUCACGGAGAAAAAAGCAUAUUAGCUGAGAAGGUAGUUACUCGGCACGCAUCGGCGAUUGCCUGGAUGUGAUUGCAAUAUUCUUCCGAGCAUCAUAUUAUCUCAGACAUGUUCUUCGGAGCCCUUGGAGUCCUCCUUUCUAAAUUCACUGUCAUAAUUUAGGAUCUGUUUAAUUUUUCAGCCCAAAGAGAGAAAAGCAGUUGCCGAGUAUUAUUUGACUGUAGUCUCCUUGGUGUUAACAACAAAAUGGGAAAAAAUAAAUAAGAGUAACGAUGAAAUCCAGAAAGAAAUUGUGAACCCUGCUAACAAUCACAUUUCAAGUACGUUUAGUCAACUCAAUAGACGAGUCCACAGUGAUUUUUUUUCUUUCCAGCCGAGAGAGAGAGAGAGAGAGAGAGAGAGAGAGAGAGAGAGAGAGAGAGAGAGAGGGAGAAAGAGAGCGAGAGAGAAAGAGAGAGGGAGGGAGGGAGAGGGAGGUUUGGGGUUUUUUUUUCUGUCCUUUGGCCAAGGUGGAUGUGUCAAAUUCAGGGGUCCCUCUCAUGCUGUGUUGCCUAAGUUAUACAGAUUUUUGUACUGUGUCUUUAGAUGAGUGUAAAAUCUAUUUGAAUAAAAAAAAAACUUCACAAAGAUGGCACCUCCACUGAUUUGGAAAUUGACCUACAUGUGAAAACAUCAUGGAGCAACUUGAGGGGAUGGGAGGGUUACGGGUCAUUGACACAGAAAGGGUCCCGACAGCGGGCACUUCCCAUCUAUUUUUGUAUAUUCUUAAAGAACACUUUAGGAUGAGAUGGCGGCCCAUUUUAUUGAUUUUGUAAAAGGUGAUACUGAAUCUUGUUAGAAAGCAAAGGAGAGGGGAGGGUGGUUUUCAUCUGGGGAAACAAUGUAAAUGUCGUAACCCUUUUGCAGAUGGAGACAAAGGGCUGUGUCUCUAGGGAAGAGCCGACUUGUGUAAUAAAACCCAAAAGCUCGGGCUGGGGGCCCAUGAAGAGUAUCCCUUCUCACUUCCUCCUCUGGCUGUUCUUGGGGGGAAACAAAUGAAAACUCCCUCCCCCCCAGUUGCCCAUGGUGAUACAUAUCUUGCUGUUUGGUUAUUGCUACACUAGGCUAUUCCGGACCCCACCAACUUCAGACAUGGUGAAACAAACAGGACUGUUUCCAAGGCAGAGGAGCUGGGAUUCUUAUGAGGCCACUGGGAGUAGGAAGGUGGAGAGAAAGGUCUGAGACCCUGGAAGGGGAAAUCUGGCCUGAAUUAGACAGUGCUGGACAGUGUUUCCAGCCCCACCCAGAUAAAUAUUCAAAACCCCCUAAUUCAGGUUUUUCAUGUGUCAUCUAUGUUUCAAAUGGCUUGAGAGGUUCAUUGGUUUGUUCAGGUUUUUUUCUUUUCCUUAAAAAAAAAAGAAGUUUGAGCAAAACACCAAGCACAGAGUGGAAUGUAUAUGUGAACAAAAUGUUCAAAAUCAGUUUCUCAUCUGAAUUAAACUCUCUGGAAUGUCGGUUCCUAAGAAUGGGAGAGGGAGGGUGUGUGAUAUUGAGUGUGAUACCAAGAAUGCUACCCAGAUUUCAUUCCAGUGUGCCUGCCUCUGCCGAUGUUUCUCCCCACCUCCCCCCUUCUUCCUCCUCCUCUCUUUCUUCCUCUCCCUGCCUCCUACCACAGAAGCCCAUCAGUUAUAGUUACAUCUCCCAAGAGCAGGAAGUGCAUUUAACAUGUUGUUGAUGUUGCAGGAAGAAGUCUACACUCCUGAGCCCAAGUUUGGGCAACAAAAGGUUUCAAAAGGAGGAGGUGGGGUGUUUUUUUGGGGGGGGGUGGAGCGAGCUAAAUGAGGGUCUUGUUUUGUUGGUGAGUCUGCCUUUGUGCCAAAAGCACCUUCCUUAUUCCCAAAGCCCACCCUCCCAGUUUAAUGUCUUGCUAACACAAAGACAAUAAAAGGCCUGUCCUAGAGAUGGCAGCUGGCAGGGAGCAAAGGAUAAAGUUUAAAAUAUUUAUUUCCAUCGCUGAUAUGAGCUACGAAGAAAUGGUGGAUGAGACGAAACCAUUUGAGUUUUUUGGUUUGGAUUUGUUUGGUUUUUAAUAAAAA